CCAUCUUCCGCAGAUUUCGGCGGUUCUUAAUGUAGCUGACCACUGAGAUAAGAAGUCGGCGGAAACUACUAAGGAUGGCCCCCAGGCUAACAUUCUGGUCCCUAGUCCUGUGAGCCGCUGUCUCCCCGGGUGCCAUGGCGGCUCCGCCCGAGGAGUCCAUCGCCGUCGUGGGUCUGUGGUGCCGGUUUCCGCAUGCUGACAGCCCGGACGACUUCUGGAGAGUCCUGAUGAAUGGGGAGGACUGCAUGGAGGAGAUCCCACCUGACCGCUGGAGCCAAGACGCCUGGUACAGUCCAGACAGGGACACACCCGGGAAAACUUUCGUGCAGAGGGCAGGAUUUGUCAAAGGAUACAAGAUGUUCGACCCCAGCCUGUUCGGACUGAGGGACGAGGAGGCAACCCGCAUGGAUCCCCAGCAGCGCUUCAUGCUGGAGUGUUCGUACAAGGCGUUUGAAAAUGCCGGGAUCACAAUGGAGGAACUGCAUGGCAGCGACACCGGUGUCUUUGUUGGCCUAAUGAGCACUGAGUACCUGCUGGAUGGUGACAUAGACCUGACACAAAUGACCAACCACACGAUCACCGGGACAGCCACGUCUCUGUCGGCGGCGCGUGUGUCCUACACCUUUAACCUGACCGGCCCGGCCCUCACCCUGGAUACCGCUUGCUCGUCAGGACUGUACGCCGUCCAUCUCGGGUGCCAGGCCAUCAAGACAGGUGACUGCUCCAUGGCUGUCUGUGGAGGGGUGAGUUUCAUCCUCCGGCCGAACAUGUUCGUGUCGCUGUGCCGAGCCGGCAUGGCCAGUCCGGACGGGCGGUGCAAGCCCUUCUCGGCGGCAGCUGACGGCUACGCCCGCGGGGAAGGAUGUGGAGUCGUCGUGCUGAAAAAGCUGAGCAAGGCCAUAGAAAACAACGAUCACAUCUGGGGCAUUAUCUACACGGGAGUAAACCAGGACGGCCGCACCACCAUCCCCAUCACUGCCCCAUCACAGUCGCAGCAAGAGAAACUACUCCGCGACAUCUUCGAACACUACGGUUUCGACCCGCACCAAAUUGACUACAUCGAAGCGCAUGGAACAGGCACACCCGUCGGGGAUCCAGUAGAAGCCAACAGUCUGGGCAACGUCAUAGGCAAGACCAGAAAGGCUGACGACGACCCCGUGCUCCUAGGGUCUGUCAAGGGCAAUAUCGGCCAUCUGGAGUCUGCCGCAGGGCUAGCCGGUCUCAUCAAGGUUCUUCUGAUGAUGAAGCACAAAAAAGUCGUACCCAAUGUACACUUCGACAGACCUAACCCAAACAUCGACUUUGAUUAUCUGCGACUGUAUGUGCCGACUGAAGUACUGGAUUGGACACUGCGUGGGAAGGACAGAAGAUUAGCUUGCGUCAACUCCUUUGGGUUCGGAGGAUCAAAUUCCCAUGCGCUCGUUGAGCAGUUUCCCCAACACUAUGACGAGUUUCCAGACAACAUUCACGAAGAACAAGGAAAGACGCACAUUGUGGCCGUAUCUGCAAAGAAAAGGGAAUCUUUGAAGUUAUCAGUGGAGGACCUGAUCGCAAAUUUGGAGCAGACCCCAGACAUAUCAAUCGAAAGGCUAGCGUACACAUCGUUGAUGAGGAGAACGCACCACAAUUUCAGGUUAGCUGUGUCAGGUAGCUCUGUUGAGGACAUUAAGCAAUCUUUAGAACAUUCUAUUGCCGGAAUACAAGGCGCAGUACGCACACGGACUAUCAGACGUAAGGGUGACUCCGACCCUGACAAGCGUGUCAUUUUUGUUUUCGGUGGACAAGGGACGUUGUGGGAGGGUAUGUGUCUGGACCUGAUGGACAAAGAGCCCGUCUUCAGGACAAAGCUGACAGAAGUCGAUGGCCUCCUUCGCCAACACGUUGAGUGGUCUCUACUUGAGAAGCUAUCCAGUAAGGAAGACUUCCACGUCCCGAUGGUAGCACAAGCCAUUAUAUUCGCCAAUCAGGUUGCACUUUUUGCGCUUUGGCAGUCGUGGGGCAUCACAUCAGAUGCCAUACUCGGCCAUUCAGUGGGCGAGGUGGCUGCAGCGCAUUGCUCAGGAGCCCUGUCACUACCGGAGGCAGUACGUGUCAUCUACCACCGAGGGCGUCUGCAAAAUGAAGUCACCGGCGGGAAGAUGUUGGUCGUCGGGAAUCUCCCGGUAAAGAAGGUGCUAGACCUGUCCAGUAAGUUCUCGGGUAAACUUGGCUUGGCUGCCGAAAACAGUGCCUCGUCCUGUACGCUGUCAGGGGAGAGUGAUGCAAUAGAUGAGCUACAUGGGAUUCUGAGAAAGAUGAACGAAAACGACCUGGCCGGCCAACUGUUUUUGAGAGAGCUAGGUGUGAAAGCGGCCUACCAUAGCCACCAGAUGGAGCCCAUCCGCGAGGAAUUAGAGCUGGUUCUGAGAGAUCUUAGUGGUCAGACUCCCACUGUGGAGGUAUACUCAACUGUAACAGGGAAGAGAGCCACAAAGGCGGAUUUUGUGACGGGCGAAUACUGGGGGAGGAACGUCAGACAGCCGGUGAUGUUCAAUAGCGCGAUGUCAGAAGCCCUACAUCGGGAAAAAGAAAACAUCGUCGUAGAGGUCGGAGCCAGAGCUGUUCUUAGGAGCAACAUCAAGCAAAUUGCAUCUGAAGUGAAGAUGACCUACGUGGCGUCAGUCAAGCCAAACCAAGAGCAUCCAUCCAUCCUGCGUAGUCUUUGCGAUUUGUAUCAAGCCGGUUUAAUGCCGACCUGGGGUGCUUUCUUCGCAAACAAAACGUACACACCUAUUGAUCUGCCGCGUUACCAGUUUGCUACAAAGCCACUGUGGUUCGAAACCGAAAAGGCCGUAGCUCGACGGCAGGGCCUUGACCUCAGCAGCGGCUUCACUCACCCGUUCUUAGUGCAUGUAUCUGCCAGCCCCCCGUUAUACAAGUGCUCAAUAAGCAAGCAGCGGACCUCUUACCUGUACGAUCACGUGUUGGACGACACAGUUGUUGUUCCAGGCGCCCACUACUUUGAACUAGGACUCGCAGCGUGCACAGAAGUCAUAACGCCGCGACAACCGGUAUCCAACUGCAGGACCAGGGUGGAGUUCCUUGCUCCAGUUACCCUAAGCGGCCAGGGAGGAACGGUCGACAUCCGCGUACUCCUCCAACACGACGAAACCUCAAAACAGGUCCAUUUCGAGGAGCGGACGGAGCGAGCGCUGCAUGCCAGAGGAACAGUGACCUAUGGUCAAGAGAGACAACAGACCAUCGAUAGCUUGGACGUAGAUGACCUACGCUAUCGCUGCAAUAAUACCAUAAGCCACGACGAUCUGUACAACAAGAUAGAAACGACAGGUUUCUACUACGGACCGACGCUGAGACGACUGCGGGAAUGUCGUUACGGAGACGGGCCUGGUGGUAAGGAGGCCAUUGCCCUCAUCGAUAUACAUGACACGGUGGCGAAGGAGAUGCACAGCUGUUGUGUCCACCCCGCUAUACACGACUGUUUGCUACAAGCACACUUUCUACUAGGACUGGACAUCUUACAGAAAGCAGCAGGUCGUCGAGUUAGCUUUCUCCCAGUCUCUAUUGAAAGUGUUGUGGUGGCCAGACCUCCCGAACAACAGAUGUGGGUGUAUGUCACACAAACCGGUAGAGCGGCUGGAACAAUGACAUCAAACGGGGUCAUAGUCGGAACCGACGGGCAGGUUAUACUUGAGCUGAGGGGAUUGACCAUCAGGUUUUGGAAAGAAGAAAGCCCACGUAGCUUUGAAGAUAUGAUCUACACCACAGGAUGGUCAGGACACCCGUCUGACUGGAAGGGGAAACUUGGUCCCGAGCUGAUCAUGAAAACGUGUCAACUCAAGUGUCUCGUCCUUGAGGAUGAAUGUGGGAUCAUGGAGCAUAUCAAGCCACUAGUGAGCCCCGAAUCUAUCUUCAUCUCUCUUCAGGAAAUCAAGGGGAUAGAUUAUAGGAAUGACGAACAGGCCCUGCACAAGAUGCUUCAAGCUGCCAAUGUCAGUCUAGCAGACGUUAGUGUUGUUCUUCAUUGCUGUGGCAUCAGUCGGCUCGAGGCAGAGACGAUGGACACGGAAUCUCUGGAUGCCCGUAUACAACUAGCCUGCGCAAGUCUCCGACAGCUUAUGAAGAUGGCCAUCGCCAACGGAGACCGAUCCCCUCUGAAAAUCGUCACUCGCAAUGCCCAGUUCUCGAUGUGGCAGGAAAUGCCCCCAUCCCUUUUGGAAGACAAGAGUUCCCUCCGUCGUAUAGACCUAGCAGGGACGCCUCUAUGGGGCCUGGUUCGUUGCGCCAUCAGAGAGGUUGCUUAUCCAUCCUUGCAACUAGUAGAAUUGUCGACAGGAGAUCACCGAGAGGCUCAUACGCUUCUGCAUGAACUAGUUGUUGGAGAGUUGAAUGGUUACACCGAAAUCAUGUUUGUGCAAAGUUCAAAAAACUUCUUGGAGAUUCAGUCCUCUACACUGCAUGCUGAAACCGCAAUCUCUCGAACCAAUAUUGGCGAACAUGGGUGCAGACUGAGGAUCCAAACUACCGACACUAUGAAGCCCUUGAAACUCCACGCCGUAUACGAAGGCAAUCUUGACAAAAGUCUUGAUGGAGCUGACGGAAGUGUUGUUGUUAACGUCCAACAGCUACAUGUGCAUCCCGGGAGCUUGUAUCCAGUAACGCGGGAAUCGGGAGAUGGACUUGUGGUGCACUGGUCAGCUUGUAACGAUCAGAGCUGGGACCUUCUUGGAUUGGACUUCGUGGGAACAGUGAUCAAGGUACCCCAGAAGUGCAAACUUCGUGUUGGAGAUCUUGUCGUCGGCGUAUACCCAGCUGUUGCUUCUAUGAUGGUGUCUCUCCCUGUACCAGUAGUCCACAAGUUGGCAGACCUACCAGUUUUGCGUGACAGGCCUUGUCUAUCGUAUUUUGUACUGGCGUGGGAGAUUCUGGUGAACCAACUACACACCAAGCCCAAACAGCGGAUUGUAGUCGUUGACGAACACGCGGAAUUAGUCAUGGCCAAAGUGAUUACAGGCGUAGCUAAUGCAUUAGGAGCAACCUGCCAAAUCACGGCAUUUACAGACGGGCUUCCAGGAAUCCUGGACAAAGAGUACGAUGUUGGAAUCGUCGUUGGGAGCCGAAAGCGGCUGAGAUCUCAGCUGGCAGAUGUCAUCACUACCAACGGUCGCGUAGUGUUUAUUCGCGGGCAGAUGUCGGAUCAACAACGCAGCAGAACACCCUCCCUGUGGAUUAGACCAGACGUCAUGGUCCUGCAGGUGAACACAGCUGCAGUGUUUCAAGAGGCAAACUUGAAGGUGAUCAUGCCGAAAGUGUUCAAAUGGCUUUCACACAGCCUGCCCCAGCACACCAUGAUCCACCUGCCUAUCACCAACACUCGACUUUUAUCUUCCCUGUCACACAAAGGGGAGACUGAUGGUGAUGACGGGAGUGUCGGCGGCGCUUCCCUCCGUGUCCUGCGUCUAGAUGAGCCAGAUCUUCCUGUAAUCUGCACAAGGCAGACACUCUUCCGACAUGAUGCGUCCUACGUCGUUGUUGGUGGCCUCACAGGUUUGGGGUUUCUUACCGUCAGAUUCCUUGCUGAGAGGGGUGCCGGUCACAUAGCAACCAUGUCCAGAAGUCAGCCCAAACAGGACGUCGCUGUAGAGCUCAGCGUUGGAGAAACCUUCGGAACAAGCAUCAUAUGCCUGCAAGCCGAUGUUUCCGCUUACGACAGCGUCAACUAUGCACUUGUCAAGCUCCAGAGUUCAUUUCCCGGAGUUCCACUGAAGGGUAUUUUUCACAGUGCUGUCGUCAUAAGUGAUGGAGUUCUGAUCAAUCAGGACCACGCUCAGUUCCAAAGGGGCAUGGGUGCCAAAGUGUCAGGGACAUGGAACUUACAUCUCGCGACAAGACACCUACACCUGGACUAUUUCGUCGGCUUCUCUUCUGUUUCCUCCGUUCUUGGCAAUGGCGGACAAACAAGCUAUGGCGCUGCAAACGCUGUUCUAGAUGGCGUGAUGCACCUUCGUCGCCAGCUGGGACUUAACGGCCAGGUUAUCAACUGGGGAGCUCUGAAGCUCGGCCUGUUGGAAAGAGACACAAAAGUCGCCAAGUAUUUGGAGCAGAGAGGACUCAUCCCAAUUGAUAAGGACAGUAUUUGCGAAAGCUUGGAGACAUGCCUGGUUGCCAACCCUUCGCAGAUUUCUGUCGUGAAUCUUGAUCGACCCAAGUUUAGGCAGUUUUUACAGAACCUGCCUGACUUCAAGAGGCUGGAAUCGGUUCUUGGUGGAGCCGCGGAGUCAAACCCAGACGACACCGCGCUGGUAACAAGUGUUACUGUCGACAGCUUGAGUAAGAUGGAUAGAAGAGAUCAACAAAAGUCACUCGGGGACUACACACGUCUCGUCUUUGUCAAACUUCUAAUCGCGGAAGACGAAACUGUAAACAUGUACACAUCAGUGGUCAAUUUGGGGAUGGACUCGCAACUGGCUCUCAACGCUCAAAGCAUAUUCAAGAAACAGCUUGAUGUGGACGUACCAGUUGUCGCGUUGCUAAGCCAAGAGCCAACGGUUCAGUCGAUCAGCGACUUAGUCUACGACCAGCUCAGGAAGACGAUGCCUGAAAGUGGCCCCAUUGCACCACCAAGACGAAAGACAAACCGACCGAAGAAAUUUCGAUCAAAGCGGCUCAUAUCGUUUAAUGAUGAGCAUGGGCACCAGGAAAUGCUUCCAACUGACGAUGUUUUAAAGUCUGUUGGUUAUCUCCAUAAGCUCUUUGACAAGCAAGUCUUAAGGACGCCAUCACACACGGCUAUCAUUACAAGUAACAAGACUGUCAGCUAUAGUCAGCUAAAUCAGUCAAUCCAGCAUCUGGUCAGGACACUUGUAGGAUUGAAACAUGGGGAUGGCAAAGUACAACUGAUGAACACGUCUGGUAUUCACAUAACGUCAAUGUCAACAGUGUCCAUGACCCUAAUCGCAGCAAUGCGGUUCAAGUCCGCCCUCAAGGGCAAACAUGAGAACGUCGGUGUCUGUCUGUCAUCAUCAGAAGAGGUACCAUGUGUCAUCCUUGCAAUCUGGAAAGCCGGCUACACCUUCGUUCCUCUAUGUCUUCAAGAGGACGCAGGGCAGCUACAGCAGUUUGUCCGAAGUUGUGACAUACAAGUAAUCGUCGCGGACCAAAACACAAAACCCGAUCUCUUGACAAAACUUGGAUCCCUCAGCGUUGCCAUUGUCACUGUACCUCUGGAACAAACCGGAAUGGAGAGGAAAGAGUCCACACAUUCGCCUCUUAUGCCAGCACGGAAAGCGUUUGUCAUGAGAGACACCCACUCCAACAAGAAAGGCAUUGUGUCCGGUAACCAUGUUGGCUUGCUCAAUCGUCUGACAUGGAUGUGGGACCAUCUACCUGUCCGAGCAAAUGACGUAGGGUGCCUCACAUCACCAAUAACCUCCGUAGAAGCUCUGUACGAAAUGUUCAUGCCCCUUCUCGUCGGUUCUCCACUGCUCAUCCUUCCCGAUUCGACAGUGAAUAACCCAGCCAUGUUACUGACCGCCCUGGAGGAGCAUCGGGUCACCAGGAUGGGAGGAAUUCGCAGUGAAGUGUGGGAGGGCAUCUUACAAGAGCUGCAGUCUCAGCCUGGCUAUCAUCUUCCCCUGACUCAUGUUCUUCAACCAGUAACAGCGGUUGAUGAAAGCCUAGCCUCACGCCUACAGAAGGUUCUACCUGACACCCAACUGACCGUAAUGCUCAGUAGCCUCCAUGCAUACUCGGCUGUGCUGUACACACAGGACCACCUGCAAGAGGACCAGCCGAGCUUAGACCUUGUUCACAAGACAGCAACGCACAUAUUGGAUGAACAUGGGAGGUGCCUACGGCCCAACCGAGUAGGUGAACUGUUUAUCUCGGCACCAGGACUGCUGAACACGGAUAAAGUUGUGACGGAUCAGGACGGAGGGCCCGUGCAUGGUGACGACGUGGUCGGCACAGGGCUUCAGGCGUGGAGGAGAGAGGACGGGGCGAUUCAGCUGUGGGGGGAGUCAGAAAUGAUCAACCCGCCAGGCGUCGACGAUAAGGCACGGACUGACGGACUGGAGACUACUGUACAGGGAGAAUACGAGCGGCAUAUAAUGGAAAUGAAAAGAGGUACAUCAUUCAUAAAGAAGACCGCGAAGUUUGGCGAACACAGGCGGUUUGUACGGCUCCAUCUUGACCCCUCCAACCCAACACAUGCCGCCAUUUCCUGGGGACCGUCCAAGCAGCUACAGACGGGAUCACUGCCUGUUCGGGAUAUCACCGGAAUUCACACAGGGGAGUCUACCUUGGCCGUGUUCACCACCAAGAGAACGUACCACUUUAAGACCACUGAUGCGGAGAAGUUAGAGCUGUGGACAGACGGACUGCAGCAUCUCCAAGCGGCAUUGCAAUGACUGGGCAAACUUCACUAAUUGAUUCACACACUCAGGCUCAUACAUCAUACAUUAAUACAUAGCAACAUUACUGGUCAAAGAUAUUCUCGCUACGACUUAAAUGUAAACAACAAAAUGGAAAUAAUCUUGACUUGUGUAUGAUACUGAUUACGAGACAAAAUACCUCACAGCAUAUGUAUUCAGCUUGUAUUGAUACAACAUAAAGUAAAGAUCCAAAUCUUAUUUGUCUCGCAUUGACCUAGCUGUACAUUCCUUGAAACACUUGAGAAUUGAGAAGUAAAGUAAAUCCUGUAGAUUUGGGAUAGUAUCAACAAUGUUCAGUAGUCAACAGUUACAUUUAUACGCUAAAGGUAAACGGUGUUUUGUUUUGAAAGGGGUCGGUUAUUGAAAAGGCACAGGGAUUUGGUUACAAAUAUUACAACGGACAAUGUUACUGUUAGGGUUGUAUCGUGAAGGCAUGCAUCGCGCAACUUAGACAUAUUGUAUUGAAGCAUUUUACAUGUAUGUAAGUAGCCAAAGGUGACAGUUUUAUAUCUUUACAUAUUAUGAGGUUGUCAAGGUCUACGGGUGCCUUACGGUCGUCAAUGAAAGCAAAGGUUCACAAUAAACAGAUACAUGUCAUCUCUUGAAUUUC
This is a messenger RNA of Branchiostoma belcheri (Belcher's lancelet), 9039 nucleotides long. Its product is annotated as reducing polyketide synthase PKS1-like. The record is from RefSeq and is a predicted model, not a curated record. Gene Ontology annotation, biological process: fatty acid biosynthetic process. NCBI's taxonomy places the organism in Eukaryota, Metazoa, Chordata, Leptocardii, Amphioxiformes, Branchiostomatidae. Gene Ontology annotation, molecular function: 3-oxoacyl-[acyl-carrier-protein] synthase activity; fatty acid synthase activity.